Messenger RNA from Terrapene triunguis (Three-toed box turtle), 737 nucleotides. RefSeq names its product beta-enolase. Gene Ontology annotation, cellular component: phosphopyruvate hydratase complex. The annotation marks the transcript as partial. The record is from RefSeq and is a predicted model, not a curated record. Gene Ontology annotation, biological process: glycolytic process. The transcript is spliced from 5 exons. Gene Ontology annotation, molecular function: phosphopyruvate hydratase activity; magnesium ion binding. NCBI's taxonomy places the organism in Eukaryota, Metazoa, Chordata, Testudines, Emydidae.
CCCCCAGGGGUCCUGAAGGCUGUUGAGCACAUCAACAAAACCAUUGCGCCGGCCCUCCUGGAGAAGAAACUCAGUGUGGUGGAGCAGGAGAAAAUCGACAAAUUCAUGAUCGACCUGGACGGGACAGAGAACAAAUCCAAGUUUGGGGCCAACGCCAUCCUGGGGGUGUCUCUGGCAGUGUGCAAGGCCGGGGCCGCGGAAAAGGGGGUGCCCCUCUACCGCCACAUCGCCGACCUGGCUGGCAACGCGGAGCUCAUCCUGCCUGUCCCGGCGUUCAACGUGAUCAACGGGGGCUCGCACGCGGGGAACAAGCUGGCCAUGCAGGAGUUCAUGAUCCUGCCGGUGGGGGCAGCCAGUUUCAAGGAGGCCAUGCGCAUUGGGGCCGAGGUCUACCACAACCUGAAGGCCGUCAUCAAGGCCAAGUACGGCAAGGAUGCCACCAACGUGGGGGACGAGGGCGGCUUCGCCCCCAACAUCCUGGAGAACAAUGAAGCGCUGGAGCUGCUGAAGUCGGCCGUCGAGAAGGCCGGGUACCCCGACAAGGUGGUGAUCGGGAUGGACGUCGCCGCCUCCGAGUUCUUCCGCAGCGGGAAAUAUGACCUGGACUUCAAAUCCCCCGACGACCCCGCGCGCCACAUCAGUGGGGAGAAGCUGGGCGAGCUCUACCAGAGCUUCAUCAAGAAUUACCCCGGUGAGGGGCCUGUCCCGGCUCCCACCUGGCCCCAGGGCGGGGACUG